AUGGAAACAAAUGGAACAUUUCACAAAGAAUUUUACAUCCUGGCAUUUUCUAAAUAUGUAAGAUCACAGUUUGUGAUUUUCUUUUUGGUGUUAUUUAUGUACCUGUUUUGUGUGUUUGGAAACCUGCUUGUUGUUACUCUCAUCUACACGGCGUCCCAGCUGCACACGCCGAUGUACAUCUUUCUUGGUAACCUCUCAGUCCAGGACAUUGUCUAUGUAUCUGCUAUCCUUCCGCAGUUGUUGGCCAUUAUAGUAACUGGUGACACCAGUAUUGCUUUCCUACGUUGUAUCUUCCAAAUGUUUUUAUUUGUAUCUUGCGUCAUAACAGAAUUUCUGUUGCUAACAUCUAUGGCUUAUGACCGCUAUGUUGCCAUUUGUAACCCUCUACACUAUGCUAUCAUAAUGAAUAAGAAAACCUGCACACUUCUGGCAGCGGCAUCUUGGCUUAUUGGGAUCUUCAGUUCAUUGAAGUACUCUCUAUUAGUGUCUAAUAUGUCCUUCUGCAGUUCCCAGGAAAUUAAUCAUUUCUUCUGCGAUAUGAAAGCCAUGUUAAAACUUUCUUGCAGCAACACCACAGAUGUCCACCUAUCAAUUUUGGUUGAGGGAGUCCUCUUCGGAAUAAUACCAUUUAUACUCAUUAUAACUUCAUAUGCCUAUAUCAUAUCUGCCAUCCAAAAGAUCUGUAGCUCAGCUGGACGAUACAAGGCCUUUUCCAGCUGUUCCUCCCACAUCAUCAUUGUUGUUAUGUUUUGUGGGACAUCACUUACUUUAAAUCUGAAACAAGACUCACAAGAAUUCCAAGAACAAGACAAACUGCUUUCUAUGUUAUAUAUUUUAUUGGUUCCAGUGUUGAACCCUUUAGUGUACAGCAUCAGAAACAACGAUAUUUUGAAAGCUAUUAAAACAGCUUGUUGGAAAGUAAAAUGA
Spea bombifrons (plains spadefoot toad) is the source of this 927-nucleotide messenger RNA. RefSeq names its product olfactory receptor 13F1-like. The transcript has a single exon. Gene Ontology annotation, cellular component: membrane. Gene Ontology annotation, molecular function: olfactory receptor activity; G protein-coupled receptor activity. The record is from RefSeq and is a predicted model, not a curated record. Bases 1 to 927 code for a protein of 308 amino acids. NCBI's taxonomy places the organism in Eukaryota, Metazoa, Chordata, Amphibia, Anura, Pelobatidae. Gene Ontology annotation, biological process: G protein-coupled receptor signaling pathway.